Molecule: messenger RNA, 979 nt
Organism: Rhinichthys klamathensis goyatoka
Lineage: Eukaryota; Metazoa; Chordata; Actinopteri; Cypriniformes; Leuciscidae
Gene: mtres1
Product: mitochondrial transcription rescue factor 1
Exons: 3
Coding region: 42-731 (229 amino acids)
Source: RefSeq, a predicted model, not a curated record
UGUUGAUCCUUUCCCCUUGUGUCUGUGUUUAGUGUGACAGUAUGCAGAGUCUGUCAGUGCAGGCACUGGCUCUGCGGCAGCUGGGCAGACUGAACUCGCUGCAGCUGCUCUCACCGUGCAAUGGCUCUGGCCUCAUCAUGUGGUGCCCACAGACUUUACAUGCUCGUCAGCUGUGGGGUUCAGCCACUCCCCAGACGCACCGGACAGCCAUGUGGCCAAAAUCGUGGGAUGCUCGGCAAAGCUGGUUGCUCCAUCAAACACGGCUCAAGAGCACGAGAAAGAAAGGGAAGCAGAAAGUAGUGCAGCAGGAGGAGGAGGAGGAGGUGGAGGAGCAGCAGGGUGCAGAGGCUAGUGAUUAUGAGGACGAGCUUCAAGAUGACCCAGGCCUGCCAAAAGACUACAAAGACCAUGAAAAAACUGUCCCGUCUCUACGUUUCGAUCUGCUUUUGAAGGCUGGAUUGGACAUUGCACGACAUGGAGUGGAGGAUGCUUUUUAUAGCCUCAAAUUGAGACUGAAUGGUCAAAAGCUCUCAAAAAAGAGCAAAAUGGUUAAAGUGGGGGAUACACUGGAUCUGAUUCUAAAUGAGGACAAGGAAAUGGACACAGUCUUGCUGAAAAGAGUGAUCUUAAAAAAGGUGGUUGGAGAGACAAAAGAUACAGAAAAGCAGAGAGUCGUUCUAAGAAGCUGGAAACACCUACAACUUCCCAGAAAGGAUGUGUACAAGCAGUGAAGACCAAUUCUAUGAUGUUUAAUAGGUGAAAGGUCAGAAACUGUGACAAAAGUGGUAUUUCAUAUUCCACUCUCCAGCCGUUUAAUUCUGAAACUGCAGAUUGCGAAUUCAAUGAGGUGUUUUCUCUGCACAACAAAAACUGACGGACUUUCUCACAUCUGUUCACUUGACAGUCGUUCUCAUAACUUUCAUACUACUUGAAGAUGGAUUUAAUGAACUUUACAGGUCACAAAUGGAACACAAAUACA